GCAGUCAGUAUGAGACGAGCGCGUGCGCAGGUCGACGCCAUUUUGUUUAUUUCGUAUUUCGAAGCGUUAAACCUUUUUUACGUUUGGCUUUCGGUAUUCGGUAUUACCGGUUAUGUUGACAAGGUUAUACGGAAACAAGAUAUUGUCGGGCAAAUCCGUGUGCUUUAAGUACCUUGAAAAAAUAAUGUAUCACUAAAUGCAUACCGUGACAGUGGUGUUUUAGUAAUAAAAAUGAGAUUAUUUGGAUUACCAUUUAAAUAGCGAUCAACCCACCCUGGAUAAGUGCAGUGACCGUGCAAAUAAACAGUGUUUUCAAUAUUCAUAAUAGUGAUACCACAUUCCACUAGCUAUUGUGUGUAAAAACAACAGUUAGCCAACUAGUUUACUGCGCGCGUCCUAACAAUCGCUGUGCAUGUGUCUGUGAUGUGGUCGAACGGGGGACAAAUGAAGCGACGCAGGCCGCGGCAUAUCACAACGGUUCAAUGAAAAUGAAUAUGAUAAUACAUGUUAUUGGCAUCGUAUCAGGAUGCAUCUCUAUUGCAUCAACACAACUACUGCCGCCGGGCUUCGGCCUUCCCGCCAUCACACACGUGGACCGCAACUGGGAUGUGAUGUCCACCACGCCAAUCGGUGCCGUGGUGACGGUGGUCAGGCGCGACAGGACCGGCUCCGAACCUGUGACCUUCGGGCUGGAGACUACGGGACCGCCGACGCCCUUCCAAAUCAUGCCGGACACUGGAGUCGUUAUAGUUAACGAUACAUUAAAAGAUAAGGAAAACCAAACCUACUCACUAUGGGUAACUGCUUCCGAUGGCAGUUCAAUACCACAACGCACAGAAGUGUACGCAACGAUCACCGACAAAUCAGGCACGAGGUCAAAAGCGCCUCGUCCACCGCGGUUUCCUAUUCCGUAUCCAAACAUAGAACCUGACUUUCCGAGACCUACUCAAAGGACUACCAAAGCAACAGAACCAAUCACAUCCGAAGUUACUUUACCCGAUACAGUUAAAACUACUACGAUAGCAACACCAGCGUUCAGUAAAGUCGAAGAACCACGUGAAGACAAAAUGGUGGAUCAGGAAGAACCAAAGCGUAAUGUUUCUAAAGUGCCAGUCGAAGAACCUACAUUAGGCAGUGAUGUUCCUUUAACAGUGAUACCUCUAGUUGCUAUAGGUGGAUUGGUGAUAAUAGUUGCAGCUGUUAUAAUAUUUGUUUGGAAAAAGAAUAGUGGUAAUAGAACGAAGCCAAAUAAGGAAGACAUGAGCAAAGACUCGAGUGGCAUCGUGCUACAAGACUCUUUCAACGUGUGGGACCGCCCGCGCGCUUAUUCCAAUCGAUAUGAGUCCUGGGAUACCAAUCAUUUACAGAUAUCUGAAGAAACAACAAUAAGUAGCAAAGAAGAGCAGCGUGACGAGUGGGAGUUCCCGCGGCAUAGGCUGAGGAUAUUCAACAUCGUGGGUGAAGGCGCUUUUGGUCAAGUGUGGCGGGCGCAGGCUAUAGAUAUAGACGGUAAAAAAGGAGAACAGACGGUAGCUGUGAAAACGUUAAAAGAAAAUGCUUCUGAAAAAGAGAAAACCGACCUCAUACAAGAGUUAAAUGUCAUGAAAAACCUAGGAACUCAUCUAAACGUCGUCAGGCUAAUAGGAUGCUGCACUGAAAAGGAGCCAACACUAGUGAUCAUGGAAUUCGUGAGUCUCGGCAAACUGCAGCAGUUCCUUCGCGACUCGCGCGCCGAGCGUCACUACGGGAACACACACGGAGGCAGUCAGUUCCUGACCUCACGGGACCUCACACACUUCGCCUUCCAGAUCGCUAGGGGCAUGGACUUCCUUAGCUCUAAAGGGAUAAUCCACAGGGACUUAGCAGCCCGCAAUGUACUCAUCACUGAGGAGAGAACUUGCAAAGUGGCUGACUUCGGCUUUGCGAGGGACGUGGCUGGUACACACGUCUAUGAGCGCAAAAGUGACGGACGUCUACCUAUUAGAUGGAUGGCUCCAGAAUCAUUAUACGAUGACAUAUUCAGCGUCAAAUCUGACAUAUGGAGUUUUGGGGUACUUCUCUGGGAGAUCGUGACCCUGGGUUCUACGCCUUACCCUGGACUAUCCGCUGGAGAUGUCAUGAGAAAGGUUCGUGAAGGCCAUCGUCUGGAGAAACCAGAACACUGUCGGCGCGAGCUAUACAACAUCAUGUACUACUGCUGGGAGGCGGAACCCACCGCACGGCCCGACUUCACAGAGAUCGUCGGCAUGCUGGAGCGACUGCUGUGCACUGAAAUGGAUUACAUCGAACUCGAACGGUUCCCCGAUCACUCGUACUAUAAUGUGCAACAUUUGGAUGGUGAAAAGUUAUAGUAGUAUCGCUUGACAGUGACAGUUACAUAGUAGUAGGGGAGCCAAAGAGUGGAUUUUUGCAGUUACUCGAGCGCGGCAGAUAAACGUAAGAGACUAUCGUUGCACGUUGUUGAUUACCUCCACCAAGUAUGAUACCUUAAUAUCCUAUACUAUCCUAUCCUACUAAUAUUCUACGAUUAUUAUAAAUGCGAAAGUUUGUGUGUAAGUGUGUAAGUAUGUUUGUUCCUCUUUUACACUGCGGCUACUGAAGCGAUUUAGCUGAAAUUUGGAAUGGAAAUCGAUUUUACUCUAGAUUAACACAUACGCUACUUUUCCCGCGGCAUUUGUGAAAAACUGAAUUCCACACGGACGAAGUCGCGGGCGUGCGCUAGUUGGUGGAUACGUUUAGGGCGACCAAAAAAACUAAAUUCAGAAAUACUCAACCAGCACAUCAGAUGACAGGGUAGAUGAGUUGAUAGCUAAAAACUGCACUUUUAGAAAAUCUGAUGAUUUGAGCGUAAUGUAAUGGAAUGGGAAGGUUUCAUAGUUACAUAUUAAAACCCUUAUAUUUUAGUUCUCGAGUUACGAGCGCGAUUAAUUUUUUACUUAUUUUGAAAGACCUCCUAAUUAAUGGCUAAAAUUUUCUGGCAAUUUUAGUAAGCCUGUAGUUUUUUUUCCACCGCUAUAAAAGUAAUAACCAUUUAUUCUUCCUAUUAUUUAAACUACCAAAUGCAAUUGGUCCCCAUGACGCUCGAGUAACUGCAAAUUUAGCAUCCCGGGCUCCCCUACUAUAGGGUUAAAUGCAUUGUUGUGUGGAAAGUUGUGGAAUUUGAUUCCACAAGUUUCCACAGUUGCAAGUGCGUAGAAAAAACAAUCUGGAAAAUAGGGUAGUUGUUGAAUUCCAGUCAUGUCACUUAAUGUAAGUUUUUUUUUAUAGUGAGUGAUAAUAAUAGUCUUAUUAAGUUAUUAGCUAUUCCACUGUUAAAAAGACUAAAGGUACUGUUACACAUGCUCUGAAAUAGCAUGCUAAAAACGUGCUAUUAAGUAUGCUCCAUACGAGCAUGCUUAUCAUCAGUUUACAUUUGCUAGCAAUAAGCAUGCUAUUUUUAAGUAUGCUCCUGCAUACUCAAAGCAAACAUUCCAAUUACACAUGCUAAUUUGUAUCUAUCGCUCUCUGUCUAUAGUAUCUUGUUAGACAAGGAGGGAUGAAGGUGAAGAGAAAAUAGAAUAGCAAUGCUGAUCGACUAGCAUACUCAAUAAGUAGCAACUGCUCAAUAGAAGCAUGCUUUCGUGCUUGAAAUGAGCAUGUGUAACAGUAGCUUAUAUAAGAGAAAGGAGUGCAAAGAAGCUUUUUAAUUAAUACGAAAUCAUUAUCUAUUAUAAUAAAAACCAUUUUACAAACAGUUGUCAAACCACCAACGAACAACACCUGAUGUUUUUCUUAGAAAUUAAUAAUUCAUAACCUAACGCAGCUGGGAAUCAAACCCAAGGCUUUCACAUUAUACUUAAUAAUAUAUAAGCUAACGCUAAGUACCUACUUUCAAUGUUUGAUGAAUAAAAUAUUUUACUACGUAAUUUUAAUGGAUUCGUUUUAUGUCAAUAUUAUUCAAGCUAUUGAGGGAAAAUAUUUCGGUGUAUCGGAAAUUAAACAGUUGAAGUAUCGGCCGAUUUAAUAUCGUUAUUACAUCGGUCAAGCAGCUUUGGACCUUUUUUCUGUGAUAUUGGAAAACUUUUAGGUCUUUAUGCCGUCUGGGUUAGGAAUUAGUUUGAAAGUGUGACCUCUACUAGUUAAAUUUUUAAUAUAUAUCAAGGUCAGUCUUUUUGAAUAAAUAUUUUUUUAUAUAAAUACAGAGAAUGCUAAAAGCAGACAGCUGUUGGCGAUAAACAGAAUGGUGUCGUUUUUCAUCUUUUUAUUUAAAAUUUCGCUAGAAAACUGAAAAUUGGCGUGUGAGUUAUUACUUGCUGUUUUUCAUUUUUUUUUAUUACUCUUCAGACUGUUAUUAGAGUGAGUGGACUUGAAUCAAAACCAUGACCUUUAAAUUAAUAAAAUCCUCAUUUGUGGGAAUUGGUACAAAAACAUUUUGACGUGACAACGUCUUAUAAUUCGAUGGAGCUGCAAACUCAAAAAAAGAUGACGUCAUGCGUCGUUCCCUAACUCUAGGUUUGCCAACUUUUUUACAAGAAAUAAAGUAUAUUCUGGUCUAUGAAGAUUAUUAUGGUCUAUAUUCAUUGUUUUAGAAAAACGAACAUUUUCUUUUGAUAAAUGCAACCUUUCCAUCAGUAUUUUCUUAUGACGUUGUCACGUUCAACUAUCGUCAGUAAACCGACUUUACAGACAACCGAUUUUUAAAAAAAGUAUAAUACAGUUUUUUUUGUACUUUAAAAGUUAGUCUUUGACUACAAUCUCACCUAAUGGUAAGUGACGAUGCAAUAUAAGAUAGAAGCGGGCUAACUUGUUAGACGUAGGAUGAAAAACUACACCCAUUUCGAUGUUUUGCUUAACUUAUAUUAUUUAAGAAUAUUUUUUAUUAUUCAAGUCUCAUGUUAUCUACUUAUAGACCAUUUUUGUAAAUUUAUGACAUUUUCGCUUAAUUGAUAAUAAUUUUAUAAUAAAAUAAUAGUUAAUUCAUUUGCACAUUUUUGUAUAUAAUUUAUCACACCAAAAAAAUAGACUUAAUUUCUUUGACCGUGGCAUUCUACACGAAUAUGCAGUCGUAAAUCUUGGCAUCAUUCCAAUGUACAGUAAUAAUUAGUUUUAGCAAGUUUAAAUUACGAAUAGAAAUAAGAUUUAUUGUAACAUUUUUAAUAAAAUUAUUCGUAAAUAAA
Molecule: messenger RNA, 5156 nt
Organism: Bicyclus anynana (squinting bush brown)
Lineage: Eukaryota; Metazoa; Arthropoda; Insecta; Lepidoptera; Nymphalidae
Gene: Cad96Ca
Product: tyrosine kinase receptor Cad96Ca
Exons: 11
Coding region: 483-2351 (622 amino acids)
Biological process (GO): protein phosphorylation; homophilic cell-cell adhesion; cell surface receptor protein tyrosine kinase signaling pathway
Cellular component (GO): signaling receptor complex; membrane
Molecular function (GO): transmembrane receptor protein tyrosine kinase activity; calcium ion binding; ATP binding
Source: RefSeq, a predicted model, not a curated record